Caenorhabditis elegans is the source of this 661-nucleotide messenger RNA. It is a transcript of the gene F44G4.6, whose product is annotated as Sarcospan. The record is from RefSeq and is marked reviewed. The transcript has 4 exons. NCBI's taxonomy places the organism in Eukaryota, Metazoa, Nematoda, Chromadorea, Rhabditida, Rhabditidae. The coding region runs from base 6 to 527 and encodes 173 amino acids.
GAAGUAUGCAAGAAGGAUAUUCAAAUCUAGGAAGAUGCCUUUCCAUUAUUCACUUUCUCUGUGGCUUCUUCAUACUUAUGUCUGGAGUUGGCUCAAACUAUUUGUCCCAUGAUCCAUUUUCAAUGAGUUUUGCUUUUAUCUACAUUUUGGUAUCUCUUAUAUGUUGUGUGACAACUAGAAACUACGAUCCACUUUGUCUCCGAAUGUGCGCAUUUUUAUCAUUUGUGAUGACAGUUGCAUCAGCCUAUCUCGUCUAUCAACAUGCUAGUCAGACAGAACAAGUUUGCCUACGCAAAUGCGUUCGAACUGAGGACUACUUUCACACACAACUAGCAAUCAUUUGUGGGAUACAAGGUUUCAAAUUACCAAUGGGAAGUCCGAUAAGUUGUCAACGAUUUAUCUCAUUUUUAGUUUUAAACUGCGUCAUCUCUAUUGUCUAUUCGUGUCUGUGCUUGAAGAAAUCCCCAAAGAAUCAGGCAUAUGAUUGUGUGAAAAUGGAACCGGAAGAGCUGCCAGUUACGGUUUGAAAAAGAGGAAAAUUGGGAAGGAGAAUUAAUUUUAUUUAUUUUUAAUAAACUUACCGAACUUUCAACGGAAGGACUGUUCAUAGAAUACUGAAUUAUAUUUAUCGGAUUUAAUAAAUAAAUAUUGUGAAUUGAUG